AUGUACGUUAUCUUUUCUAUAGACUAUGAUCAAUCUUCAUCACUAUUCUCAUCUAAUGAGAAGGUUGUUGAGGUGGUUGAUUCGGCAUUCAAAGGUAGACGGGUCCAAAUAUUAGGUUCUUGUAAUGGUUUGUUUUUCAUUAAAGUUUGUCAGGGUACGGUCACAGCUUUAUGGAAUCCGGCAACAAAAGAAUACAAAGCAAUUGGGACGUCAAAUAUAAAACCAGUCGGAUUUAGAAACCGGUAUCAUUCCCCUAGAAUCCAUGGCUGGGUAUUAAGGUACGGUUUUGGAUACGAUUACAAGCUGGUAUCAAUUGUUAGUCCUUGUAAUGAAGAUAUUGCGGUUGCUGAAGUCGAGGUUUACACGUUGGGUUCCAUUUCAUGGAAGAGACUUGAAUACAUAUCUUACAAAGUUAAAAAUGGACCGCCGGGUGUGUUCGUUAAUGGGGCUUUACAUUGGUUGGCUAAUCCUUUCCCAGCUAGAUCAGAGAAUGCGCAGGUUUUACUUGCUUUUAAUGUGGCAGAAGAGACAUUCAGUGAAGUACCACAGCUUGAAAUCUUUGAUGACAACAAGAAGUUUGAACAUAAACGUGUCGCCAUCGUGGAAGGGUAUUUGUCAAUGCUUUGCAGCCAUUCCAAUCUUGGUUUUGAGGUGUGGGUAAUGAGUGAUUAUGGAGUUAGAGACUCUUGGACCACACGCUACACCAUAUCAAGAUUCAAAAUCGAUGUUAUUCUGUCCUUUCGGUAUAUAAGACGUAUACAAUCAUUGAAAAAUGGGGAGAUGUUAUUAGAGAUUGAGUUGGAUGAGGCGAAUAAGUAUGCAAAGUAUUCAGCUUUAGUUUUUUAUGACCCAAAACAUGAAAAAUCCAGGCUCGUGGACAUUGAUUUCGAAAAAUACAAUAGAAACUGGAACAACUCUAGUAAUCUUAGAACAAGGUUUUAUACAGAAACUUCCGUGGAGAGCUUAGUUUCACUUCUACUUAUGUCGGUGGUGGACAAGAAGAAUCAGAUUUAUAUGAAGCAUUAG
Papaver somniferum (opium poppy) is the source of this 1026-nucleotide messenger RNA. Its product is annotated as F-box protein CPR1-like. NCBI's taxonomy places the organism in Eukaryota, Viridiplantae, Streptophyta, Magnoliopsida, Ranunculales, Papaveraceae. The transcript has a single exon. The record is from RefSeq and is a predicted model, not a curated record. The coding region runs from base 1 to 1026 and encodes 341 amino acids.